This is a messenger RNA of Psilocybe cubensis, 4245 nucleotides long. RefSeq names its product Striatin-interacting protein 1-like protein. Gene Ontology annotation, cellular component: cytosol. Gene Ontology annotation, biological process: regulation of DNA-templated transcription; cytoskeleton organization. NCBI's taxonomy places the organism in Eukaryota, Fungi, Basidiomycota, Agaricomycetes, Agaricales, Agrocybaceae. Gene Ontology annotation, molecular function: sequence-specific DNA binding; DNA-binding transcription factor activity. The transcript has 20 exons. The coding region runs from base 1 to 4245 and encodes 1414 amino acids. The record is from RefSeq and is a predicted model, not a curated record.
AUGAAUAUUUCCUUGCAGGACGCUAAUGGAAACAUGAACCAGCCGUCUUCUGCAGAUUCAAUCACCCUCGGCCAGCUCAAGGCCAUGGUAGGCACCGCUCAGAAACCAAAACAAUCUUUAUUCGACUUCAAGUAUGACGACGAGGACACCGUCAUGAACGAGAUCGAGGAGUUCUACUCUUACAUAGAGAUGCUGCAGGUCGCCGAGAACAUGAAAUCAUGGGAGGGCUCCUUCCCUGACGGCACAAGACGCGCACAUGUCGAGUAUCUCCUUGAGAGCUUGGAGCAUCGCGACACCGAGAUCCGUUUCACCAAUGCCCGUCGAUUGUUCUAUGUCCUCCAAGGGACUUUUGGCGAGACCGUAUCCCCGGAGCACCAAUUGCAUUGGAUAUUUGAAAACUGCAAGGUAGUCCGUGCCGCCAACGGCGUUAGCAGCAUCGUAGAAGCGCUUAAAAUUGCAGGCCGCAAACACGAUCUACUAUGCAAUAUCACCGAUGCACAGGCGGCACACCUGCAUGUGUCGCUACAAGACCGCGCUGACCUUACGGAAGACGUGUUGACCGAAGUCUCCGUAUACUUGGGAAUGCUCUAUCAUCUGAUUGAGGUAUUCAAAGGCCACGAUGACUUUGCGGAUGAGUUAAUGAGCUUGGAUCCACCACUUCCGGUAUACCUUUUCAAUGUCGUCUCCAAUCUACGAGACAAAACACCCAAAGGAUACCCUAUCAAAAAACUUCUUUUAGUUUUGUGGAAAACACUUUUGACAUGCUGGGGUGGUGUACGCGAUCAUGCUCGCGUCAAAAAGCUAGCGCGUGAAUUAGCAGGUUUGCCACCUAUCACAGAAAACAGUAAGAUCAUUCCAAAACCUAGUGCCGUCCACACGCUGACAGCAAAUGCAGCUGCCAAAAUCAAAUCCUCUCCAAUCGACAUUGAAUUAUUCCACUCCGAGACCUCGGUCAAAUAUCCCACAUUUCAGCCUCCCGCCGUACCGCAGUCUUCCAUCAUCGAUGCGCCGAUCGCGAAACAGGUCAAUGUAUCCCAACUAACAAGCAAACUUGCAAAAGCAUACACCCCUAUCCCCGUGCGGCAUCACUAUCACCACCACGACGAGAACGAUGUGUCGCACGGCGGACAUCCGCAGGGCAUGCCGCCGCAGUUCCACCCCCACCACCCGGGGCAGCAGCAGGGCCCUAAUAAUGGGUAUCGCCACGUCCCGCAGCCCGCGACUCCCGCACCAUCGCCGCCGCCCUCACCGAAGCCUAAGAAGCAGCAAUACCAGACGGACCAGACGCGUCCCUUCCUGUUCCCGUUCUCGCGCGCGCAGGCGGGGAAGGAGGUACGGCUUGUCCCAUUUGCCAUCGACGAGGCGGAUAGACUGUAUAAUCGGCAUAUGUAUGUCAGCUUGUCGCUUGCGCAGAUGUGGAGGACGAGGGAGGAUUGUAUGACGGUGGAGAGUGGACUGGAUCGGAUGCCUGGCGCUGAUGCAGAGUUUAAGAGUUCGACUUUUAACCCGGAUGAGUCAGAGACGGCUGAGCCUCUACCUGACCUCGCGCUUUUGGAUCAAAAAAUCCAAGAGGCGAUUGAAGCUAUGGAAAACGCGCAAUCGAGCGCGGACAAACGAAAAGCGAGAGAAAGAAAAGAGGAUCUUAUGAGACUUAAGCGCGUUGAACAGAUAUAUAGUGCUAUCCUUCCUGUGCUCUCGGGAUGGGUUCUCAUUUUGCUCAAGUUGCUUUUGGCGACAGUGUCUGCUAGCUCCAAUAUGCAGAACCCUCAAUCAUCGACAUCAUCCGUCUUCCCUCCUACAGGAAUGUCGCCGCAAGAACAACCUCCCACUACUUUGCCGACCCUCGACGAUAUUGAUGUCACCCGUCAUCGCGAAAUUACAUCGAAAGCCGUUUCAGCCAUAUUGUUGCUGGUUCUCAAAUGGUUCAAAGUUUCUCACGUAAUGAAGUUCCACCAUCUAGGACAACACCUUCUCGAUACAAACUGCCUGCUAUUAAUCCUGAAGAUGUUUGGCUUGCAGGAGGUGACCAACUCCGUGGUGUCCAAGGCCGAUUCUCCUGAAAACAACUUUUUCCGAUACUGCUUGACGAACCUGUCCAAGAACCCGCAGCCGAUCCGGCCCGAAGACGACAUGUACCGCGCACCGAAGCAGAACAUCCGCAAGACGACGAUACUGCCAAGCGGGGAGCAGCGGGAAGAGGAGAUUGAGCUUAUCACAGAGUAUUCAUGGCGCAACUUUUUCUCGACGAUUAAUUUUGCAAAGAUUAUGCAGAAGCUGUCCAAGGGCAGGUCACACAGGAUCUGGAUGCUGGUGCAAUACAAGAGCUCUGCCGUGCUCAAACGCGUUUUGAGAGUGAACCAUCCAUUGCUGCAACUUCAUGUACUCAAAUUGAUCAAGAGUCAAGUGCCGUUCUGUGGCAGAAAAUGGAGGCAAUCUAACAUGAAGGUCAUUACCUCGAUAUAUCUCAACUGCCGACCUGAUCUGAGAGACGAGUGGCUUGCGGGAGUGGAACCCGAUGAUGCUGGAGAUGCGCAGGCACAAGAGCAAGCGCUUCGACAUUUGGUCAAGUUUUAUAACACGAAGCGAUAUGGACCGGCAGCGAUGGCGGGACAACAGAGCCCGAUCCACCGACGGACAGGAAGCAUGUCGCAGAUGGAGGGCCUGCACGCGGACCCUGCACUGUCGAGCCUGAUCCGUCCGCUGGGGACGCCGAAUGUGGUGGACUCGGACGUAUUCCCGCCUGUGCGGUCGCGUGCGCCAGACCAGUCGCUGUUCCUGCCAUUCAUCCCCGAAGACAUUGCGUUUGAGGAAGAGUACGAAGAGUACCUUUCUGACCUCGGGUGGUCGGAGGAGCAGACGGCUGCGUCGAUGGAGAGUGGGAGCGGAGGUACAUCUGCAUGGCACCGACUGCCAAACUUUGUGACAGAGUUUGGGGAUGGGAUCAGCGACAGCGAGAGUGUGGUGUCGAUUGGGGACCUGGGAGACGAAAGCCGCCUGGAUCCGACCAGAGAGGACCGGGAGACGGUCGACGAGAAUGUGAACAACUGGGAGCACAUGAGCCCGAAGACGAUGGCUGCGCUGCCCAAGUCGCCCGCAGGAGGACGGCGGUCGAGCUCUGGGACUGGGCUGCGACCUGUGCUGCCGUUUGCGCUGGACGAGGGCGAUGGGAGUGCGGUGGAGGAGGAGGAGGAAGAAAGCGAAGGGGGCCACCUGGGACGAGAGCGGCCGUCGGGCGAGUUUCCAGCAGGGGCGAGUGUGGACGAGGUGGAAUACGCAUACGGAAUACAAACAAGUCAAGCCAUGGCUCAGCCGCCUCAGCCGCAGAUGCAGUCCAUCAUGCAGGAUCCCGCCCAGCAGGACAUGGCUGCCAACUACUAUCCCCAGGAGAGCGAUCUCACUGGUGGUCUCCCUAUCAACCUCGACUCUCUCAGGGACGGGCCCCCUGGCAGCAAACCCUUUUAUCCCUAUUCUACCCUCAUUCGCUAUGCCAUCAAAGGCUCUCCCAAUCAAAAGCUGCUCCUAGAAGACAUUUACUAUGCCAUCGAGUCUCGGAACUCGGUCCGCCACAAUCUCUCCCUCAAUCCAUGCUUUGAAAAGGUUCCCCGUCCUCUUACUGACCGCGGCAAGGGCUCCUACUGGACCGUAAACGAGAAUGUAGACCCCCGCACAGGCGUACAUCGCAUUCGCAAGAAAAAGACAAAGGGCUCAAAGGGCCGUGCCUCGGAGGAGCCCGAUACAGACUACCAUCCCCCAGAGGGAAGCUACGACGACCCCCAUGGCCAGUUUGUAGCUUCCCCGCCCAUGCAAUCAGACGAUUCAGGCACAAGUCGUCAGCAGCAGCAGCAACAGCAGCAACAACAACAGCCAAUACCUUAUGCCGGUUAUCCUCCUAUGGCCUUUGACCCCAACUUUCCCAUGAUCCCCGGCAUGCGGUACCCUCCAAUCCCAGGCGUCAUGCCCCCAGUCCUCGACGAAGGUCUAGAGCUCGACGAGCACGGCAAUGUCAACUGGCGGCUAGCCUGGCUCAAAGAGAUCGGCCAUCUCCAACAGCUAACGGCAGAGCAGGAAAAGGCGGGCGUCGAUCCAGAGUGGUAUCGCAUGAUGCUCUUCAGGGUCCGCGGCGCACUCAUGCCUCCCCCCAUGAAUCCGGAGAUGAUGCAUGCCAUCGCUGCCGCCCCACACAUGCAGCCGCCACAGACAAAUCCCUCAGAUAUGCAGCAAGGACAGCAGCAAGGACAGCAAUAA